Glossina fuscipes is the source of this 1643-nucleotide messenger RNA. RefSeq lists its product as uncharacterized. The transcript is spliced from 4 exons. Lineage: Eukaryota; Metazoa; Arthropoda; Insecta; Diptera; Glossinidae. Gene Ontology annotation, biological process: septate junction assembly. The record is from RefSeq and is a predicted model, not a curated record. The coding region runs from base 615 to 1103 and encodes 162 amino acids.
AUAAUUUUUGAAUUCAUGGAGUGAACGCUGUAGCGCUUUUUUUAAUAAAAUUGAUAAAUUUUUGGCGACAAAACUAUAUAAACGGUCGCGCUUUUACGCUUGUAUAUAUUUUUUAAAUAAAAUCAAAAAAAAUAACAUUUUGCCGCAGCAAAUAAUAAUAGAAGUGACAGUGUGCGUUUUUUUUAUUUUUUUAAUUUAUUGUUUACUUUAAGUAAAAAAAAACUUCAUAAUCCUGGCCGGAAGCAUAUAUCAAGUAUAGGAGCACAAAAUAGGAUUCUGUAAAUUGAUUGACUGUUAAUAAAUGCCAACUUAAUUGCAAAAGAAACGUAAAAUUAUUGCAAACGUAAACUGCAUCUUGUUUGGCAGGCGUGUUCGCUCGCCUCACUCGCCAUUUUUGAAAUUGUAAACUUUUUAUGUUGAGUUUGAAAAUUAACGGAAAAAUAUUUAACGAUUAUUAGAAAGAAUUAUAUGAAAACUCUGAGAAACUAUAUUUAAAAUUUGUGCAAAAAGUGAAAUAAUUUAAACAAAAUAAUUGGAAGCUAACUUCAAGCACCGUUGCCACCAUUGUGCCACCAAUCAAUUAACAAAUUUUAACAUAAAUAACACGCGUCGAAAUGUCACCAGCCGAGGAAACUUCAUAUACUGCCGAAGGCCCAAGUAAAAAAGCUAUAUGUACGAUGGCCUUCUUAAAGAUUAUAGAACUGUGCCUCAUCAUUUGUUGUGUGGGCUUAAUUGAUGAACCAGCCACCCAUUCGCAAUUGCGGGCUUUCGUAACACCACGCGUUUGCGCCAUAUGCUACUUAACCUUUGGCUGUUUCUUAAUUUAUACAGCAAUUUAUUUAAUUAUGGUUCUAGUUGGUGAAAUCUUGAACUGGCGUCACAAUGCUUUAUGGAUGUUUGUCGCAGUUACUUUAUUUGUGAUAUCCUCUGGUUUGCUGUUCCGCAACUGGUCCCAAAUGAAAGAAUAUAAUUAUUGGCAUCCAAAUAUGCAGAGAUUGGAUUUGGUGUUAGCAACCGCCUCGGUAUCUCUGGUCACUGCACUCAUUUUGAUUUUCGAUUUAUGCGUCACCGUUCGUUUUGGUAUACAGGGAGACUUGGAUUAACAUCGACGACUCUUUAUUAACAGCGAUAAACUUUUCUAGCACCAUUUUUAAUAAUCAAUCAGGAUCGUUAAUGCGACUUAUUGCAAUCGUUACAACAUAUUCGGAGAAUUUUUUUUCUUUUUAAUUAACAUCUAUCGUUAAUAGUGUUUAAAAUAACGCACUGUAAUAUUUACAGUUUUUAUAUGUUACGUAUAACAAAUUUCAUUUCUUUUUCAAAUAUUGAUUUCAUGUAUCCAUUAUCUGAGAAAGGAUUUCAACUGCAGCAGCAAAAAAAAAAAAGGGGCAUAAAAUUCUAUAUCAAUUUGAAUAUGUCCGUCUGUCUGCCUGUAAGUUCUCGUCACAAUAACUAAGAUAUCUGCUGCGAAUUGGCAAAAAAACAUUAAAAGUUGUUGGACACAGCUUGGUGUUGAAAAUUGGCAAAAUCGUACGCAGCUCACUGCCACAGCAAAAGCAAAAAAAUUAGUAUUCUGCUCGUAAUUAUUUGUAUACUCUUUUAUAUGGGAAAGGUGGCGGGUAUAAAAGAUUCGCUCAAGGCAAAAA